Molecule: messenger RNA, 378 nt
Organism: Scomber japonicus (chub mackerel)
Lineage: Eukaryota; Metazoa; Chordata; Actinopteri; Scombriformes; Scombridae
Gene: sst1.2
Product: somatostatin 1, tandem duplicate 2
Exons: 2
Coding region: 1-378 (125 amino acids)
Biological process (GO): regulation of cell migration
Cellular component (GO): extracellular region
Molecular function (GO): hormone activity
Source: RefSeq, a predicted model, not a curated record
AUGCAGUGCGUUCAGUGUCCAGCUCUCUUGGUGGUGGUGGCGUUGGUUCUGGGUGUUUCCUCGCAGCCCAGCAGAGACCAGGACCAGUACCAGAACCAGGACCAGGACCAGGACCUGGACCUGGAGCUGCGUCACCACCGGCUGCUCCAACGGGCUCGCAGCGCCGGCCUCCUGUCGCAGGAGUGGAGUAAGCGUGCAGUGGAGGACCUCCUGGCCCAGAUGUCCCUCCCAGACCCCCAGCGGGAGUCUGAGCUGGUUUCCAUGGAGACAGGAAGGAUGAACCUGGAGCGGUCCGUCGACCCCCCCAACAGCCUACCCCCCCGAGAGAGGAAGGCCGGCUGCAAGAACUUCUACUGGAAGGGCAUCACUUCCUGUUAG